Messenger RNA from Thelazia callipaeda (thelaziosis nematode), 342 nucleotides. The record is from the annotation of a GenBank genome assembly. Lineage: Eukaryota; Metazoa; Nematoda; Chromadorea; Rhabditida; Thelaziidae.
AUGGCCAGUACAUGCGUUGUUCCAGCUAGAUUACUAUUGUCAGUUGAUAACUGCUUUGAAGUUAAUCUCCUACGAGUUGAUCAAGAAAUAAAAUGUUUAUAUGUAAGAAGGGUAUGUGACGAAGGUCGGUACAAUGAGAUGAAAAUGCGUCUUACUAAAGCAGCGGUAGAGGAGGCGCAAAAAUCCUUGAAAUCAGUUUUGCAUCCACUUAACAUGAGCACAGUAUAUAUGAUAAGAACAGAGAAUGACUACUUGAGAGCAGUACUGCUCAAGAAGCAGCAAUCGAAAACAUUCUUGGUAAGUUCUAGAACAGUGCACAUCAUAUACUUGACCAGUUUAUAA